AUGACGCCUGUAUUUCUCAAGAAGAUGGAGCCUUUCUUCACCCUCCGCAACAAACUCCCCCUGCAGAUUGUUAUAGUCACCUUGAUCAUUACCGUCAUCACCCUCUCGGGCGUGCGACUCAUCUUGCCCAAUCGGCCCCCAGGUCGCUCCACCACUAUGGGUCUCGGCAUGGGUGCCAAGUCACUCAUCAUCCUGACAUACGAGAUCCUCACCGAGCACUCUAUCCGCUUCCAUCGCUGGAGCAGCCUCAAGGCUUACUUCAUCCUUAAUACAAUGGAGGUUGUCUUCUGGGCAGCUGUUGCGUUCAUGAUGAUCCGGGGUAACUCUCAGCUUUGUGUCGGAACGAGUUGCGCGCUGGGUUGGGUUGUGUUUGUGCUGGCUGGUUUCUUGAGCCCGAUUUACAAGUACCUUGCUGUGGUCACCUAUCUGGACUGGCGAUUCUACAAGAAGAAUGGAUUUCCCCGCGGUACGAGGACCAAGAAUACAGAUGAAUCUCUUAGCACUCUCCGCUCAGAUGACACCGCUUAUCGCCACUGA
Fusarium tjaetaba is the source of this 537-nucleotide messenger RNA. RefSeq names its product cytochrome P450 monooxygenase. The transcript has 3 exons. The record is from RefSeq and is a predicted model, not a curated record. NCBI's taxonomy places the organism in Eukaryota, Fungi, Ascomycota, Sordariomycetes, Hypocreales, Nectriaceae. Bases 1 to 537 code for a protein of 178 amino acids.